UAAAAUUAAAGUGCAUGUUUAUAUAUUAUGCUUAAAAUAACUGCGGCAGAGUUUGAGUUUCAUAUAAAUACCUUCCCUCCUCUUCUCCAGAAAGUUCACCAUCUGAUAUAUCCUUUCUCUGGAUCUCAGCUUUCUCUAUCUCUAUAGAUUCGACAAAUUUUAGUUGUUCUUCAGUAUAUCUCUCUCUCUCUUUAGCUACUGCUGAUUCAUUCAAACAUCGAAGAACUUUCCAGAAGCUCAAUACAAGGAAGCUAACAUAUCAGUCUAUGGAUUUGACAUUGCUGAGAAAAUCCGUUAUCAUGCAGAAAUAGAGAAUCAAUCAAAAUGAGCAAAACUUUUGAACUUUCUGAUGAUUUUGUGUUUACUGUGUGAGAAGAACAGUAACGGACAGAGUGAGAUUCGAAGAAAAUCGAUCCAGUUUCUGCAUACACACACAGAAAUCAAUCCUAAUUAGCUUAACUUUUGAAUUUUCCUGAUGAUUGUGUUUAGUGUAAGAAGAGGAGUAACGGACAGAAUGAGAUUCGAAGAAAUUCGAUUCAGUUUCUGCAUAUGCAACAGAUAAAUCAAUCUAAACUAGCAGAACUUUCGAAUUUUCUACAGUGAGAUUCGCAGAAAUUCGAUUCAGUUUAUGCGCACACACUCAUAGAAAUCAAUCCAAAUUAGCUAAACUUUCGAUUUUUUUCUGAUGAUUUUGUGUUUACUGCGUGAAGAAGAAGAGUAACGGACAGUCACAUAGAGUGAGAGAUCUGUGAAUUUUACAGUGCGUUUGUGAAGAUGUCGAUGAAGAGAGAAUUAGGAGAAGAGAGGAAUGGAAGAGAUUCACCAAAAGAGUAUAAGAUGAAUGAUUUGAGAGAUAGUAUGAAAUCGUUGAGAAGUACCAGUAGAUUAGCGAUGAUGGAGAACGAGCUAAUAGCUGAUUCAACUCCUUCGAGAUUUAGCAGAGAAAACGUCAUCAAUGGCCUCAGAGGCCUUUCUCAAGAUUUCGUCAUUUAUCCCGAUGACAGGUGGUACAAGCUAUGGGAUAAGUUUAUCCUGAUUUGGGCAAUAUAUUCAACUUUUUUUACACCAAUGGAGUUUGCAUUCUUUAAAGGAUUGCCCAGGAAACUAUUUCUUUUAGACAUUUGUGGUCAAAUAGCUUUUCUUGUCGACAUAGUCAUACAAUUUUUUGUAGCCUACAGAGAUAGUCAGACAUACAAGAUGGUGUAUAGGCGAACCCCUAUUGCUCUUCGGUACUUGAAAUCUCAUUUUAUCUUGGAUGUUCUCAGUUGCAUGCCGUGGGAUAACAUUUUUAAGGCUUCUGGAAGAAUUGAAGGAGUGAGAUACCUUUUAUGGAUUAGGUUAAGCAGGGUGCGCAGGGUUACUGACUUUUUCCAGAAGAUGGAGAAAGAUAUUCGAAUCAAUUAUCUCUUCACUAGGAUUAUAAAGCUUAUCACUGUUGAACUUUAUUGCACGCAUACAGCAGCUUGCAUCUUUUACUUUUUGGCAACUACUCUGCCUGCAGAGAAAGAAGGCUACACAUGGAUUGGUAGUUUGACCCUGGGAGAUUACAGUUAUUCAAACUUUAGAGAGAUUGAUCUCUGGAGGCGGUACAUCACUUCUCUGUACUUUGCAAUUGUCACUAUGGCAACUGUGGGUUAUGGUGACAUACAUGCAGUCAAUCUGAGGGAAAUGAUAUUUGUGAUGGUUUAUGUUUCUUUUGAUAUGAUUCUUGGUGCUUACUUGAUCGGUAACAUGACAGCACUGAUUGUCAAGGGAUCAAAAACUGUGCGAUACAGGGACAAAAUGACAGAUCUUAUGAACUAUAUGAACAGAAAUAGACUCGGAAGGGAUAUUCGUAGUCAAAUUAAAGAUCACUUGCGAUUACAAUAUGAAAGCGCUUACACUGAUGGAGCCGUUCUCCAUGACCUUCCCAUCUCAAUUCGUGCCAAGAUAUCCCAGACUUUAUAUCAGUCUUGCAUUGAAAAUAUUCCUCUUUUUAGGGAGUGCUCCGCAGAAUUCAUAAGUCAAAUUGUAACUCGAGUGCAUGAAGAAUUUUUCCUCCCAGGAGAAGUGAUCAUGGAACAGGGGCAUGUAGUGGACCAACUUUAUUUUGUCUGUGAUGGUGUCCUGGUAGAAGUUGGUAUAGGAGAAGAUGGGUCACAAGAGACAGUAGCACAUCUUGAGCCUAAUAGCUCGUUCGGAGAAAUAUCCAUUCUUUGCAACAUUCCACAACCAUAUACUGUCCGUGUUUGUGAACUAUGCAGACUCAUACGGAUUGAUAAGCAGUCAUUUUCAAAUAUUUUGGAGAUCUAUUUUCACGAUGGAAGAAGAAUCUUGGCGAACUUACUAGAGGGAAAGGAUCUUCGUGUGAAGCAACUGGAGUCAGAUAUAACAUUCCAUAUUGGGAAACAAGAGGCUGAUCUUGCUUUGAAAGUUAAUAGUGCAGCUUAUCAUGGUGACUUACACCAGCUGAAGAGUCUUAUUCGAGCUGGAGCUGAUCCCAACAAGAAAGAUUAUGAUGGAAGAUCACCUCUGCAUCUUUCAGCAUCCAGAGGAUAUGAAGACAUCUCUUUUUUCCUUGUCAAAGAAGGUAUCGAUCUCAAUGCUUCAGACAACUUUGGAAACACACCGCUCUUUGAAGCUAUCAAGAAUGGACACGAUCGUGUUGCUUCAUUACUUGUUAAGGAAGGUGCCUUCUUGAAGAUUGAAAAUGCUGGUAGCUUCUUGUGUACGUUGGUUACAAAAGGGGAUUCAGAUCUACUACGAAGGCUGUUGUCCAAUGGUAUUGAUGCAAACUCCAAAGAUUAUGAUCACCGAACACCGCUCCAUGUAGCGGCUUCUCAAGGAUUGCUUGCGAUGGCGAGAUUGCUUCUGGGAGCUGGUGCUUCAGUUUUUUCAAUGGACAGAUGGGGAAAUACUCCAUUUGAUGAAGCUAGACUAAGUGGAAACAAUCAGUUGAUCAAGCUUCUGGAAGACGCAAAAUCAGCUCAAACAUCAGAAUUCCCCAGUGUUUCGCAUGAGAUUUCAGAAAAAAAGCACCCACGGAAGUGUACUGUAUUCCCUGUCCACCCAUGGGAGCCCAAGGACCUCAGGAAACAUGGUGUUGUACUAUGGGUACCUACGAGUAUGGAAGAGCUCGUUACUGCAGCUUCAGAACAACUCAACUUCCCAUCAGGCUCUUGUAUUUUAUCAGAAGAUGCAGGUAAAAUUCUUGAUAUAGAUAUGAUAUCUGAUGGUCAGAAGUUGUACUUGAUCAGUGAAACAACUUGAGAAUACCCCAUCUAUACAUAGUUACCCCGUUCAGCUUUGGGGUUUGUAUAUUUUGUCAACCUAGUUGAAGAUGAAAUAGAAUAGCUACUCACUUCUGCUGAGUGAUGAUAUCGCAAAUAAGAAAUCUUCCCACUGUAGCAAUUUAUGUUUCUCGACUCGAGUGUUGUUUGUAGUGAUUUGGUACUUGUACCUUGCAAUAUCAAUUUCUGUUGUUGUAACCUGAAGUCUUAAUUUUACUGUAGAAGGCAGUUUUUGCGGCAGGAUCUGCCGUUACUGCAGUAUUUUAAUAUAGUUUUCAAAAUCUUGAGCUGA
Solanum tuberosum (potato) is the source of this 3561-nucleotide messenger RNA. Its product is annotated as potassium channel SKOR-like. The coding region runs from base 775 to 3249 and encodes 824 amino acids. Lineage: Eukaryota; Viridiplantae; Streptophyta; Magnoliopsida; Solanales; Solanaceae. Gene Ontology annotation, cellular component: membrane. Gene Ontology annotation, biological process: potassium ion transport; transmembrane transport. Gene Ontology annotation, molecular function: voltage-gated potassium channel activity; protein binding. The transcript is spliced from 13 exons. The record is from RefSeq and is a predicted model, not a curated record.